Molecule: messenger RNA, 2443 nt
Organism: Phyllopteryx taeniolatus (common seadragon)
Lineage: Eukaryota; Metazoa; Chordata; Actinopteri; Syngnathiformes; Syngnathidae
Gene: tada3l
Product: transcriptional adaptor 3 (NGG1 homolog, yeast)-like
Exons: 8
Coding region: 876-2171 (431 amino acids)
Biological process (GO): regulation of transcription by RNA polymerase II
Cellular component (GO): SAGA complex
Molecular function (GO): transcription coactivator activity
Source: RefSeq, a predicted model, not a curated record
GUAUGAGGAAGUGGAUUUUUCUACAUAAUAUGCAUUUCUACGAUUACACCUCUUCACUCCGCCCGUUUUAAAUACACUUAUGAAUGAAACGAACAUUUCCGAAAGGACGAGUCCAUUUCGUUGCAUUAACAGGAGGCUUUUGUUUUGUGAUCGUGGUGUUAUUAGUUGUACAGUUGUAACAUUUAAAAUAAUUACAUUUGAAUCAUAUUUACAGAAAUUUAACUAACUUUAAACUACUACAUUUAACUGUGGGAGAGGGCGAUUGCGUAUCCUUUGAAUCAUAUCAUAACACAAUAUGGUUGAAUCCGACUCUACCAUUGCUAUCCAGCGCUGAUAUCUCCAAAAAUAUUGCCUGAUCAGAAAAUUGGACAGCACUGUAUCAAUUUAUAAAUUUACCAUGGUUACUAAAUUAUUAUUCUCUUAAGUGCAAACCUAAAUAUUGUGACUGUGUCGUAAUCUCAGUGAAUUCGACGGUUUUACACCCCCUUCAUUCAAUGGAGUUUUCCAUCAUGGAUGGCAUUCGCUGACGGUAAUUAUCGCUGCCUGUAAAAUUCAACUGAUUUCAGAUUUUAACCGCGUUUAUUAUCUCUCAACGGUUCAUAUAACGCCACUGCAUAAAGUGUAUGAAGGUGUUACCGUGUAAAUAUAGUGAUAAUGUCUAAUAUUUUAAGACACAUUUACGAUUUGGGCCCUGCAGGCUAUCAAUGUAUGAACCAAACCUGCGUCUACGCAGUGUGAGCUGGAAAAACGAGCUUUGCUCACGUACCCUUAUAACAGGUUGGACACAAUUCAAACGUUCCUCACCUUACCCCCCCCCCCCGUUCUAGUGUGCUUCAGUUCAUUCUAAUAGAGUCAGGCCACAGGUACCCCGCGUCAUGAGUGAGCUGAAGGACUGCCCCCCUUUGAAGUACUAUGACUUCAAGCCCGUCGAGCACGUCAAGGUGUGUCCCCGCUACACGGCCGUGCUGGGACGCUCAGAGGACGAUGGGAUUGGCAUCGAGGAGCUGGACACUUUGCAGCUGGAGCUGGAGACUCUCCUGUCCUCAGCCAACCGCCGCCUCCGAGCUCUGGAGGAGCAGAGACAGAUCCUCACUGACUGGCAGGACAAAAAGGGAGACAAACGCUUUCUAAAGAUGGGAAAAGACCCUGACCCUGCUGCAUCAUCACGCCACAAGCCAAAGAAGCAGAAAGUAGAUGGAAAAAGUAGCCACGGGCCAGGGCCAGGUCCUGGCAGACCUAAAUCCAAAAACCUGCAACCUAAAGUCCAAGAAUAUGAAUUUACAGAUGAUCCUCAAGACAUUCCUCGCACUCCUAAGAAUGAUGUCCCCAACAGAUUCUGGGCAUCUGUUGAGCCGUACUGUGCUGACAUAACAAAUGAAGAGAUCCGCUUGCUCGAGGAACUUCUAAAACCACCAGAUGAUGAAGCAGAGUACUUUAAAAUUCCAGCAUUAGGGAAACACUACUCACAGCGGUGGGCUCAGGAGGAUCUGUUGGAGGAGCAGAGAGAAGGCGCUCGGGCCAAUGACAAGAAGAAGAGUCUCUUGGGAGGCCCGCUGUCUGAGCUUGAUGCAAAAGAUGUGGACUCCUUGCUGAAGAAGUCCGAGUCCCAGCAUGAGUCUCCGGAAGAUGGCUGUCCAUUUGGUCCUCUCACUCAACGUCUGCUCCAGGCUCUCGUGGAGGAGAACAUUAUAUCCCCCAUGGAGGAUUCUCCUAUACCAGACAUUUCAGGGAAGGAUGCUAAUGAUGGAGCCGGGACGUCUCCUCGAAGCCAAGGAAAAUCGUUUAGCGCUCCUCACACGCGUUCCCUCGAGGCUCGGAUCAAAGAGGAGCUGAUCGCCCAGGGACUCCUGGACUCCGAGGAGCGACCGGGUCCAGGAGGAGACUGCGAGGACGAGGUGCUGGUCGAGCUUCAGAAGAGACAGGCCGAGCUCAAAGCCCUGAUUGCUCACAACAAAACCCGCAAGCAGGAGCUGCUCAGGUUGGCAAAAGAGGAGAUGCGCAAGCAGGAACUGCGGCAGAGAGUCAGGGUGUCUGACAAUGAGGUCAUGGAGGGAUUUCGGCGAAUCAUGGCAGCCAGACAGAAGAAGCGCACUCCGACCAAGAAGGAGAAAGACCAGGCGUGGAAAGCUCUGAAGGAGCGCGAAAGCAUCCUUAAGUUACUGGAUGGGUGAAGGAAACAUGAAAAAAAAAACUGUGUGAGUUCAAACGUUUGGACUACAGUCACACACUGCUGGAACUUAGGAAAAUGGAUCGCCCUACAGGUGGCAUUUGAGGAGGGGCAUUUCUCGUUGUCUUUCAAUGGUAUCCAUCGCACACUCAUCUUUUGUUAGAAUUGUCAAGAUGUUUUUUCUAUUGCCUUUGGUCUGUUGUGGUAUCAUAAAAACGAUGCAUCAGUGUGUUUGGAUAAAUAAUGACCAAUUAAAGGCUGCUGUUAGACAAAUUA